Messenger RNA from Scutellospora calospora, 573 nucleotides. NCBI's taxonomy places the organism in Eukaryota, Fungi, Glomeromycota, Glomeromycetes, Diversisporales, Gigasporaceae. The record is from the annotation of a GenBank genome assembly.
AUGGAAAAUAAGAAUAAAUUCAAUUAUAGAAUUGAAGGGAUUUUAUUACAUGUUGCUAUUAAUUUACAUCGAACAAAAGAUGUUAAAAAUCGAGUUAAAGCAUUAUCUAUUUUUGAGAUAAUCGAUUCUCUAUAUUGGUUGGGAUAUUAUCAUGAACAUGGAUAUGGUGGUCUUGAAAUCAAUGAUGAAAAAGCAAUGAAUUAUUAUAAGAAAUCUGUGUAUAGAGAAAAUUAUUACAAGAAAUCCGUAUAUGGAAAAAAUGAGAUAAAUGCUAUGUGUAGAUAUGCGAUUUAUCUUAUAAAGACAUCCGAAAAGAAAGAAAAUAGAGAAAUCAAAGAUAAAGAAAUUCAAUCAGAGAUUACUUAUUUAUUUAGAAAGGCUGCAAUAUUGAAUAAUGAUGAUGGGCGUUAUUAUUAUGGAGAUAUUAUAUUAAAUGGAAAGUUAGGUAAUGAAGUAAAUAUAAUAGAAGGUAUGAGAUUCAUAGAUCAGGCUGUUAAAAAUGGUCAUGAGAAAGCUAAAUUAUUAUCAAAAGAAAUUUUCGAAAACUGGGAUAAAUUAUUUAUAAAUUUAUGA